AUGUCCACAAAUGCCUCUUCAGUAGUAUUACUCACACUGGAAACCCUGGGUUUAUCUGAUCUAUCUGUUUACCCAGCCUUUCUGUUAGGGACUUUAACAUAUCUGUUUAUCAUGUUCUGUAACUUGUUGAUAUUAAUGACGAUCGCUUGGACUAAAUCCCUGCAGAAGCCCAUGUUUAUCCUGCUGUUAAACCUGGUCACCAGUGACAUGGUGGGAGCUACAAGUUUGUUUCCUCAGCUCAUUGUGAGCAUCGUGACAAAGAGCAGACUGAUAUCAUACCCUGCAUGUGUCAUUCAAGCUCUUCUCAUUCAUAUCUACGGCACAGGGAACUUACUGAUCCUGAGUGCUAUGGCUUAUGACAGAUACAUCGCUAUAUGUUGCCCUUUGAGGUAUAAUGCCAUCAUGAGUUCAAAUACCUUGGUGAAAAUUAUCAUUUCAGCAUGGUUUAUUAAUUUCUCUUUGAUCUUUACUUUAAUUUUUCUGCUUGUACGUUUGAAAAUCUGCAGAACUCACAUUGUAGACCUGUACUGUAACAAUCCGUCUUUAUUAAAGCUGGUCUGUGAGGACACCAGAGUGAACAACUACUAUGGAUUAGCUGGUAUAGCUUUUCUCCAAGGUGGGCCGUUGCUGAUAAUACUGUACACCUAUGCACAGAUCCUACGUACAUGUGUGAUGAACAGUCAACCAGACGCCAGGAGAAAAGCCAUUCAGACGUGUGGCACACAUUUAGUCGUCUUUAUGAUCCUCGAAUUUAACACUUUCAUCACACUCCUCGCUCACCGCAUCGAGAGCGCGUCGCCUUUUAUGAGAAGGGCCCUCGGAGUGUCAGUAGUAAUUUUCCCCCCAUUUUUGGACCCGAUUAUCUACGGACUGAAAACUGCAGAACUCAAGCAGAGCAUUAAAAUGUUUCUGAGGAGAAGCGUGGGCUCAUCAAAGCUGUGA
Molecule: messenger RNA, 942 nt
Organism: Cheilinus undulatus (humphead wrasse)
Lineage: Eukaryota; Metazoa; Chordata; Actinopteri; Labriformes; Labridae
Product: olfactory receptor 1M1-like
Exons: 1
Coding region: 1-942 (313 amino acids)
Biological process (GO): G protein-coupled receptor signaling pathway
Cellular component (GO): membrane
Molecular function (GO): olfactory receptor activity; G protein-coupled receptor activity
Source: RefSeq, a predicted model, not a curated record